AAAGAAAAGUAGGUUGGAAUCAUCUUUUCCUUCCUUUCAGAAAGAUCAAAAUGAGAGUCAUUAUACUGUUUUUUGUGUAUCUACCGGUGACAGACACAUUGUAAAUCUGAAAAACACAGAAAGCAAAAGAAGAAGAAACACUAACAUCCCUUUGCUUUUUCUUUCUCUAUCUAACUCUGCUUUUCUUUGCUCUCACUCAUUCCGCUUACACAAAUUCUGCUGCAUCAUUACAUACAUACACGUCUCAUGGGACUGAAAUCUCUCACCUUGUGAUGUUCACUUCCCACUGAUUUACAUUGACUUUUAAUCUUUUAUACACCUCUUCCCUUGCUGAAGCUUCCUGUGCUGUUUCACAUGACACAGAUACUAGAACCUUCUUUCUUUCUUUCAUUUGCCCUGAACUACACAUGAAUUUUUUCCCUGUUUCUGUGCCAAUGUCCCAUGUUUCAUCCUGUUAUUAAAUAGAAUCUGUUGCUUGAAUAGAAAGAUUUUGAGUCUUAGCCACAGAAAACUUGAGUUGAAGAACAAGAUGAAUGAGAGGAAAUUGGAUAUUAAUGCUCCUCUUAUGUCUGUGAGACGCUUUUCUGCUGCAUCACCAUCACCGUCCUUAACUGAGGCAAAGAGAAAGGUACUAGAGAAAAGGUGCACUCUUGCAUACUAUUUGGAUCAGGUAACAGAACCUGUUGCAGUGCCUUUCAAUUGGGAGCAUAUCCCUGGAAGACCAAAGGGUAAUCAUGGAUCUCAACCUCAACCUUCUAAGGAUUCUCCAAGUCUUGCCCCUGGAAAAUCCACAAAUGUUGCAGAAAGAAAAGAAGAAGAAGAUGAUGAUGAUGAUGAUGUUUAUUCUGAUGCACUUGAGACACUGUCAUGUACAGAAUCAGCCUCUAUGAAGUGUAGUGCAAGUGGUGUUAGUUUUGAUGCAGACAAGCACGGAAGCAAUGCUGAUGAUGAUAAACAAGCACAGGAAUUCAUGAUGAACCGGUUUUUACCUGCGGCGAAGGCCAUGACUGUCCACCCUCCUCAAUAUGCUUCAUCAAGAAAGCAACAAUCUGUGGUGGCAGAGCAACCCAGAGAUGUUCUCAGAUUGGUUCGCGAGGAAAGAAAGUCCAUUGUUAACAAACACAUCACUGAUUUUGUGCUAUAUACUGCCCAAUGUCAAGAUGAUGAUGAUGAUGAUGAUGAUGAUUAUGGUUAUGAUGACUCUACAACUACAAGUGUUUCUGCUAAAGGCUGUGGACUUUCCUUUUGCUUGUUAAAUACAGUGCCUGGGAUGAAAAUGAGGGAUGAGUUUAACAUGUCUUGUGCAUAUGAGUAUGGAAAAGGAAAACCAAUCAAGAAGGCUUGGGAUGCUAUUCACAAGAGCAAAUCAAGGUGUGCAGCUUCAUCACCACACAAGCAUGAGUUAAGCAGAAAAUGGAGAAGUCAAUCAGAGAGGUUUACUUACUCACCUGAAAUGAAGCAACUAGGUGGUAGUGGUAGGCUCUUUCGCCGUUCCACAACUAGUUUCCAAAGCAAACCUCAACCUCUCUUUCCCAGACAUGCAACUGCUACAACAUUACCAACAUCAGUUUCAUGUUCUGUAGAUACAAGGCAGAGAAAAGAAGACACUAUCACUAUGUUUGAUACACAAACUAUUUUACCUCCUUCAAAGGAGAAUCAAGAACAAGAUGACAAGGCUCAAAGACUGACAACUGACCAGGCAACUAAUCAAGACUCCAUGUCCUUGCAACUUGUGCAGACUUCAUUUGACAAAGAAACAAAGAUCAAUAACAACAACAGCAACAAGCAAAUUGUAGCAGUUGAUCAUCAUCAUCAUCAAUUUGUUCCGGCACCAUUAUUGCCAAAAUCACCUUCUGACUCUUGGCUUAGCCGUGCCCUGCCAUUAGUUUAUAUGAAGAAUUCCGGAUUCCCACAUUCAAAUCGUGAGAAUAUGGUCCUUGCUAAAAGAGAAAGUUUGAAUGCAUCAUCAAGGUGGGAAACAAUGGUGAAAACUUGGAAUUUGCAUGGUGGUCAUGCAUACUGUUCUCAGGAGCUAACUCUAUACAAAUCUCAGCAAUCAAAAUCUUAAUCAUAAUCAUAUCAUGUUAUGUUAUGACACCUUUUAAUUAUUUGACAUUGAUGUUCAGUCAGUAUUUGUAUAAAUAGGAAUCAUGUAUCCCUUUCGGACAUUUGCUUCUUUGAAAUGGAUUCAACAUAUCAUAAGCUGAAGUUCCUGCACUUCUAUUAUGUGCUUCUUUUAAUUUCUGGGUGUAUUUAAAUUGACAGUAUUGAUUGCUGUUCCUUGUACUUAUAAUAAUUGGCUGUUAAACUAUCUCA
This is a messenger RNA of Arachis ipaensis, 2316 nucleotides long. RefSeq lists its product as uncharacterized. Lineage: Eukaryota; Viridiplantae; Streptophyta; Magnoliopsida; Fabales; Fabaceae. The record is from RefSeq and is a predicted model, not a curated record.